UGAUAUUCCUUCAUGAGGUGAAGGUACGCUUCCACAAUCUCCUCCGCCAUACCAGUCUUGCCCGCCGUCAUAUACUUCUGCAUCUCGUACGAGACUCGACGUUAUAGGCUGCGAUAACUCCUGCCGGUGGAAACGGAGAUACGCAACAUGGGCACUAAUGCAUGACGUUCCUCGUAUCUCAACAUGGUGGAAAUUUCUCGCUCUUCCAUUUAGCCCGGAAUAGUCAAUUGAGUCUCGUACUAUAAAUGACUUCGGCAGUUUUCUUGCAAUGCCAGUCAAAUUCGCAGCUCCUUCAUCACUCUAGAUAAACCUGCACCUUCAUAAAUCAUUCAGAAUGACUAGCACUGUGAAAAACGAAGCUGCCUGGAUCAAAUCCGCCUCCCAAUACCCUUUGGUUAUCGAGGAGGGUCAGCUGCCCAAAGCAGGUCCGGGAGAGAUUGUCAUCAAGAAUGCUGCAGUAUCUAUCAACCCAAUUGAUUGGAAAAUCCAAGCCUAUGGAUUCUAUUUCUCUAAGUACCCACACAUCUUGGGUACCGAUGUGGCUGGUCACGUAGAAAUGGUCGGGUCCGGCGUCACUCGCCUCGCGAAAGGCGAUCGAGUCAUUGCCCACUGCCAUGGCCUACAUACGAAGAACCCUGCCAAUGGCGGCUUCCAGAACUACACCGUGGCUACGGAUGCGCUGAUCUCCCCGAUCCCUGACUCCCUAAGCUUCGAGCAGGCUGUUGUCCUCCCUCUCGCCCUCUCGACUGCUUGCGCCGGUCUUUAUCCAAAGCACUUGCUGAACCUUCCAUUGCCGUCUGUCAUCAAGCCCGAAAAGACAGGCAAGACAAUCUUAAUCUGGGGUGGUGCUUCCUCCGUCGGAGCGACUGCCAUCCAGCUUGCAACGUUUUCGGGCGUGAGAGUGGUUACCACAGCAUCUGCCGCUAAUCACAGUUUCGUCAAAUCACUUGGUGCUGACGCUGUCUUUGACUACAAGUCGUCCACGGUCAUCGAGGACGUUACCCACGCCCUUACCGGGACUGACUUUGCCGGCGUCUACGAUGCCGUAAGCAUGGAUUCUAGUUUCGAUGCCGUAGCCUCUAUCUUGGACAACCUUGGCCACAAGCAACCCGUGGCCACAGUCCUACCUGGAAACAAGAAUAUUGAGCGUUACAAUGCUGAGUAUGUGCUUGCCUUUGCCACUAUCCAGGAACCUCAUCAGUAUAUCGGCGUAUGGAUCUGGAAGACCUUCAUCUUUCAAGCACUAGCCAACGGAUCAUUCCAGGCCAAACCUGAUCCUCUCGUAGCUGGCCACGGCGUGAGGGAUAUCCAGAAGGCGCUUGAUCUACAGCGAGAGGGUGUUUCCGCCAAGAAGGUCGUGGUCACCUUCUAGAGCGAUGCAUUAUAAAUCCAUAGCUGUCACUGCAAAGCAUUGCCAAUAAAAACAUUGUUUGCAUAGCAAGCC
This is a messenger RNA of Truncatella angustata, 1444 nucleotides long. RefSeq names its product chaperonin 10-like protein. NCBI's taxonomy places the organism in Eukaryota, Fungi, Ascomycota, Sordariomycetes, Amphisphaeriales, Sporocadaceae. Bases 335 to 1372 code for a protein of 345 amino acids. The record is from RefSeq and is a predicted model, not a curated record. Gene Ontology annotation, molecular function: oxidoreductase activity, acting on NAD(P)H. The transcript is spliced from 5 exons.